CGCUCCUGCCAGGGUCCUGUAACUCUUCUCCUCCUCCUCCCAUCUCCUACUUUUUGAUGGGGGGUGCAGCGGUGAAGUCACAGUGAUGUCAUUUUAGGAUGUGAGAGUCGGGGGCAAGGUGAGCUGGUUUUGCGGUGAGUGGUGUCCCCCUCCACGGCCAGCGUUGCCUGAUCAGAGGCGCGGAGCGGCGAAAGAUGAUCAUCGCCACCGGCACCAAUUCAAGCUCCGACGCGCUCUGUCCCAAUCCUCCUGCUCAGAUCUCGGGCUAUGGGGCCUUGAUCUAUCUUGAUCCCAAAAUAAACCUUUACCACCACCAUGCCAAAGGACAGAAAUCAAGAAGAGUUGCAUUUUUAGGGCAGGUAACUUUGACCACGUGCCCCAAAGGUAAACUGGAUGGCCAUUGCGCAAAGGUGCCACUACAGUAUGUCCAGCGGGGCCCGGACGCACUGGACGCUACUGGCAGUUAUUGUACUGUGGACUUCUCUCUGGGGAAUCGUUUCAUCUUAUCCGAUUCCGAGCAGGACUAAUGCGACUUUACUGGAAAAGAAGUGGGAGACCCUCUUCUCCCGCUCCUACUUGGGUAUAACUGGGGGGAAAUCGGAGCUGAACUGGGAGAGUGACUAUUUGCAGGGCAUCAAAAGAGUGCGACGACUGUACUGCAACGUGGGCAUUGGGUUUCACCUGCAGGUGCUCCCGGAUGGCAGGAUAAGCGGUGAACACAAUGAGAACCAAUACAGUCUGAUAGAGAUCUCCACCGUGGACCGAGGAGUGAUCAGCCUGUUCGGAGUGAGGAGUGGGCUGUUUGUCGCAAUGAACAGCAGGGGAAGGUUAUACGGAACGAGAGUCUUCAAGGACGAGUGCAAGUUCAAGGAGACUUUGCUGCCCAACAACUACAACGCCUAUGAGUCUUUUGUUUACAAGGGCUUCUACAUCGCCCUCAGCAAGCAUGGCCGUGUAAAGAGAGGCAACAAGGCCACCACCGCCAUGACUGUCACACAUUUCCUCCCACGACUAUGAGACAAACUGGCAAUAACUUAACAAUUUGCACAUGUGGAUGUUCCUCCAGGUAAUAUAGAAAUGCAUAGUAAUGAUAUACACACCCAUGGACUGCAAAAGAAAAGACAA
This is a messenger RNA of Pundamilia nyererei, 1125 nucleotides long. Its product is annotated as fibroblast growth factor 6. Gene Ontology annotation, molecular function: growth factor activity. The coding region runs from base 394 to 1017 and encodes 207 amino acids. NCBI's taxonomy places the organism in Eukaryota, Metazoa, Chordata, Actinopteri, Cichliformes, Cichlidae. The record is from RefSeq and is a predicted model, not a curated record. The transcript has 3 exons.